AUGACAUAUGACAAUCACGAACAUGACCGCCGUAUUGUAAAUUCAUGCUUGGGAGCAACUGAAUGUCUUAAAAGCAGUUGUCCAUUUUAUAGCAAGGCAACUAAACCUCUUACCGGAGAGGCUGCUAUAAAACAAAGUGAAUGUCAUUACUGCGACACGCUUUUGAGCUGGAUUAAAUGUGAAGUAAAAGUAGAGUAUCUCUUCAAAGUAAAAGCCAGGACUUGGACCACCAUGCGUAUGAUAAACAAGGAUUGCAGAAUAAGACACACCCUUGGUGUAUACAACUCUAAGCAUCUUUCUAUGACAGAAAAGUUAGAACUCGAUAAAAUUUUGGAAAAGAAUCCUACCAUGACACCCACUACUGCACUGAAAAAGUCAAGAAUCAGACAGGGACUUGAAAGCAAAAGCAAUGGCGACUUUUUCGAAGAGUUCAUUAAAAUCGAAAAUGAUUUUCCUAAUUUUAUUAACCAUGCACAAGUGAUGAGUUCUGAAUUUUACAUUAUCUUUUCCUCUCCUGAAAUGACAAAAUUCAAGUUGCCCUUUGACAAGCACCCCAUUGUCGCGGAUGAAAUGAAAAAGCAUAUGGUGUUUUUUCAAGCUGUCAUCAAGCACCAAACCGCCGAACAGUUUGCCUUCUACUUCAAGGCGUUGUUUAAGAAGUAUGCAAUUGUAUCAAAGUUCUUUCUUGGUAUACUUUUAGAUUUCUCUAAAGCUGAGCAACGAGGUUUUCAACAAGCCUGCGAAGAGAAUUUCAAUAUGGACGAUAAAUCAUCUUUGUCAUUAAUUAAAGGAUGUUAUUUUUAUUGGAUGCAAUCUGUCCAAAGAAUUAUGAAAAUCCAGAGAAUUGUUUCUGCCGAUAAAUCUAAAGAAUUUAUUUCUAUUGCUAAUACGUUGCAAAAAACGACCAGGGAAGAGUCUUAA
Mucor mucedo is the source of this 921-nucleotide messenger RNA. RefSeq lists its product as uncharacterized. NCBI's taxonomy places the organism in Eukaryota, Fungi, Mucoromycota, Mucoromycetes, Mucorales, Mucoraceae. The record is from RefSeq and is a predicted model, not a curated record. The transcript has 3 exons. Bases 1 to 921 code for a protein of 306 amino acids.